AUGCCCGAAAUUCGGCACGUGUCACCAUGGAGAUAGUGAUGUGUAUUGACGUGGGGAGUAGCCACACGGGCUACGCGUUCUCCUCGCGCCAAGAGUUUGAGGCCCGGCCGCUUGAUAUCCAUCAGAACGAGGAGUGGAUGUCCGGUCACGCAAACCUGCACACAUAUAAGGCGCCGAGCUGCUUGCUUCUUAAACAGGACAAGACUAUCCAAGCGUUUGGAUAUGAGGCGGAGCGACGCUACCUCGCCCUCCUUGAUAACAAACAGCAUGACCAGUUCUAUUACUUCCGGCGCUUUAAGGCUGACCUUAAAACAAAGCAAUUUCGAAAAGACACGGUUAUUGAAGAAGAGGGAGGGAAGUCGAUUAACGGAAUAGCACUAUUCAAGGAGGUGUUCAAGUAUCUGCGGGGUCAUUUUAUGGAUACAUUAGACGAGAGUGCUCGCUACGGAAAUAUGGACGCCGUAGUUAGGACGUACAACAUACGUUACGUCGUGACCGUUCCAACCAAGUGGGACAACGCUUCGCGAGAUUGCAUGAAAUCUGCCGCGAAGAAAGGCGGCCUAACGCCAUGUGUCUUGUACAGCGAGACAGAGGCUGCUGCCCGCUACUGUAGACUGAUUCCGUUGAGAGUAGGCGAGGACACGGAAUUUUAUUUCCAGACGCCGGCUUCUAAACAAGUCAUCGUUGACUUCGGAGGUUGCGGUGUGGACACAGCGGUACAGGAGAUAGGAGAGGACGGAUCCAUAACGGAGUUCCCGAAAAACCUUGGCACCACUUCCGGUGCAACCCGCGUCGACUCAGACUUCCAGAGAUUCUUCUUCUCAUUGUUCGGAAACGAUUUUGCUGACACGUAUGUGAAGAAGCACAAGUUGGACUUCCUGGAACUGCAGUAUGAGUUUGAGAUGAAGAAGAAGCGAUUUACGCUUGAGUCGGACCUUGGUGCGAGUCUCGAACUUCCGCAUUCUUUGAUAAAAAUGUACACUGCGAAAUAUAAACAGUCUAUACAGUUCCUCAUAGAUGAUUCUGAUUACGUAGGUAAAAUAGUGUCUAAUGACGAGUAUCUAAUACUUAAUAAAAAUGUGAUGAAGGAUAUUUUUGGCCCGGCGGUAAAAAGCACUGUUGGAUAUCUGACAAACUUGACACGUGACCCGGAAGUGAAGCAAUGUGAUGCUAUAAUUCUUGUAGGGGGAUUCGUUGAUUCUGCCGUGGUUUCCGGCGCCGUGAGGUUUUAUUUUCCAAAUUCAAACAUGAUAACUGUCGAAGAAGCGGAACUGUGUGUGUUAAGGGGCGGAGUUCUACUAGGCCACUCCCCAGAUCCCGAUUUCUCGUUCCAAAGUAAAUUCUCAUACGGUCUAGGUAUGGCAGUGCCUUUCAAUGAAAACACUCAUCCUAAGAAGAAACGGUUCAUUGCGGACGAGGUUCAGUAUUGUACGGAUGUCUUUCAACCGCUGAUAUUCAGUGGUAAAAAGUAUAAAAUUGGCGAGUUGUCGCGGUCAGUGACCUUGAGACUCAACAGACCGAAUCAAAAACGGUUGGCUGUUCCAAUUUACGUUCUGCGUGAUAAAAAAGUUCAAUUUACGACGGAUGAAGGCUGCUCACCCAUAGGGAAACUGAUAGUAAAUUUAGAAGACCGCAAACAGGGCAAGGCCGCGGUCGAGAUUCAGAUGACGUUGCUAGGCGAUUCACUGGUUGUCAUGGGGACAGAGGAAGGGUCAAUAGACCGAACAGAUGCGGCGUUUCCGCUUGUAUGGAAAUGAGAUUAGAUAGUUUUAAAGAUUAAGUUGAUGUUUUCAUGGCCUCAGUUCAUAUGGCAUUGCUUGAUUACCUUCUUGGGUGUGAUGGAGACACAGUAGCACACUGUUUGUAAAUGCAAAUAUGGCCUUUUAUUUUUAUAGAAAUGAUAUUACGUGCGUAUGAUUAACUCUUGCUAUAAAUGAUACUUCCAUGUAGAGGUUCGAUUUUAAACUUACAAUUUAUAAGCUUUCAUAGAAUUGUGUGUGGAACUGUACUCAGCCUAAGUAUUAUCAUAUACCUUAUUCUUAAAUACUUUUUUGUUAAACGUUUUAUAUACCUUUUAAUAUCUUAAUCUUACUUAAUAAAUAUCUUUGUUAUCAUUAAAUUAAUAUUUUGAAUAUCGCCUGAAGCUGUGCAGUAGUGUUGAUUUGACUGCUUGGUGACC
Messenger RNA from Mya arenaria, 2179 nucleotides. RefSeq names its product heat shock 70 kDa protein 12A-like. NCBI's taxonomy places the organism in Eukaryota, Metazoa, Mollusca, Bivalvia, Myida, Myidae. The transcript has 5 exons. Bases 27 to 1757 code for a protein of 576 amino acids. The record is from RefSeq and is a predicted model, not a curated record.